Molecule: messenger RNA, 3495 nt
Organism: Balearica regulorum gibbericeps (East African grey crowned-crane)
Lineage: Eukaryota; Metazoa; Chordata; Aves; Gruiformes; Gruidae
Source: RefSeq, a predicted model, not a curated record
UGGAAGCGUCGUGAUGGCGUCUGCCACAUGGAGUGCAACAACAUGUUGGAUGACUUUGACGACGGUGACUGCUGUGACCCGCGGGCCACCGAUGUGACCAGGACCUGCUUCGACCCUGACUCGCCCCCGCGGGCAUACAUGAGUGUGAAGGAGCUGAAGGAGGCACUACAGCUGAACAGCACCCACUUCCUCAAUGUUUACUUCGCCAGCUCAGUGAGGGAAGAGUUGGCUGGUGCUGCCACUUGGCCGUGGGAUAAAGAGGCCCUUAGUCACCUGGGUGGAGUUGUCCUCAACCCUGCUUAUUACGGUAUGCACGGCCACACGAACACCAUGAUCCACGAAGUGGGACACGUCCUGGGGCUGUACCAUGUCUUUAAGGGAGUGAGCGAGCGGGAAUCUUGUGACGAUCCCUGCAGGGAGACAACUCCAUCUAUGGAGACGGGAGACCUCUGUGCCGACACUGCCCCCACCCCAAAGAGUAAACUCUGUCGGGAUCCAGACCCUACCAACGACACCUGCGGCCAGACACAUUUCACAGGAACACCGUUCAACAACUACAUGAGUUACACAGAUGAUGACUGCACCAACACCUUCACCCCCAACCAAGUGGCCCGGAUGCAUUGCUACCUGGACCUGGUGUACCAGCGCUGGGGCCAGAGCAAGAAGCCCGCGCCCAUCCCAAUCCCUCCCAUGGUCACGGGGCAGACGCAGGACUCCCUCAGCAUCUACUGGCUGCCCCCCAUUAGCGGUGUCAUUCAUGAGAGGGAGCAGGACACGCUCUGUGACGACUGUGCAGAGGAUGGCACUUUCCAUCAGUAUGUGCACGAGGCCUCUUCCCCUCGGGUCUGCGACUCCUCUGGCUACUGGACCCCAGAAGAAGCAGAAGGGCCCCCGGAUGUGGAUCAGCCCUGUGAGCCCAGCCUGCAGGCCUGGAGUCCGGAGCUCCACCUGUACCACAUGAACAUGACGGUGCCAUGUCCCCAGCCAGACGGCUGCAUCCUGGAGCUGCGCUUCCUGCACCCUGUCUAUCCCGAUUCCCUCACCCUCUGGACCACGUACCUCUCCACGGGCUCUCCCAAGGCACUAUCUGACAUCGAAGUCCUGACAGAGCAGGGGGAGUCCAUUCAUUUGGGGCCCCUGGACACCUUCUGUGAUGUCCCCUUUACUGUGAAGCUCAACAUACCUAAAAAGGUGUCCGGAGUCAAAAUCUACACCUUUGACGAGAGGAUGGAGAUAGACACGGCUCUGCUGACCUCCAUGCCCCACAGCUCUCUCUGUUCCGCCUGCAAGCUGAUCCAGUACCGAGUCCUCCGCGACCCCCCGUUUGCAAACGGAUCCCCCACCGCCCCGCCACAGGCACACCGCCAGUUCAUCGACACGGAAGUCAUGUCCGGGCAGGUGUACCGCUACCAGGUGCAGGCAGUCUCUGGGACAACCUCAGGAGAAGCCUCCCCACCGCUUGUCCAUGUCCACGGAGCGCCCUACUGCGGGGAUGGGAAGGUGACCACGAGCCUGGAGGAGGAAUGUGAUGAUGGGGACUUGCUGGAUGGAGAUGGCUGUUCCAGGAAAUGUAAAAAGGAAAAAGGCUUCAACUGUGUCGGGGAACCAAGCCUGUGCUACGUGCAUGAUGGUGACGGCGUGUGUGAGCCGUUUGAGAAGACAAGCAGUGUCCUGGACUGUGGUCUCUACACGCCGGAUGGCUACGUGGAUCUGUGGGCAGUGAAAGCCUAUGCUUCCCAUCAUGAUGCAAAGUCCUGCCCUGCUUCCUUGGUCACUGGAGAGCCUGUUGUGAAGGUAUGUAAAUCCCACCUUCACAAUGUGCCAAAGGACCUUUCCCUGGCUGCUUGGUUCCCCUGCACUCUCAGCCAAGACAAUGCUCAGGAUCCAGAUGAGGAGAGGAAGCCCUUGGGCGAUGAGGGAGUUUGGCUCAAGGUGUGCUUUGAGAGACCCGUGGUGCCCACCUCCCUCCUGGUCUUCCUGGCCUCGGACGGCACCAUCCCAAGCAACCAGCGCAAGCCGAGGGUGACUGUCCAACUGACCAACGUAAAAAAAAAGGGGAUGUACGAGCUGUCAUGCCAGCACAACCCACUUGUCAUCAACGUGACCCACAGCCAGGAGGACCCAUCCCACUGGGCUGCUUCGGUGCUGUUCAACUUCUCCUCCACACUCGUGGGCAUCUCAGCCGUGGCCUUGCGGACAUCAGCUCAGCAUGACUCUGACCCGAUCACCUGCCUUCUACAACACGAGGAGGGACGUGGCCACCAGCCCUACAGUUGCAUCCAUGGUGCCUGUGUGGGAUCAGGAAGCUGCACGCGGCCACUGCUUGCUCAUGCUGCUGCUCUCAACUGCACCUCCGAUGGCCUGAGGCACAUGGCGUGCACUGUUGCCUGUGAGAAGGGCUUCGUCCUCCGCUCCAGCAAUGGGAAGAGCCUGGGCUCCGUGCAGCAGGAGGUGGUGCUGACAUGCAGCUCAGGGCGGUGGGACAGAUCUGUGACUUGUGACCCUGUUGACUGCGGUGUCCCUGACCAGUCCCAUGUGUACUACGCUGAGUUCUCCUGCCCCAAGGGGACUAGCUACCUGCAGAGAUGUUCCUUCUCCUGCAUCCACCCAGCCAAGCUUCAAGGAACAAACCAGUGGCUGACCUGCCUGGAGGACGGUCUCUGGUCGCUCCCCGAAGCCUACUGCAAGCUGGAGUGCGAUGCACCUCCUGCAGUGGCCAACGCCAAGCUCCUGGUCCCACGGUGCCUGCAGGGGAACCACGACGUGGGCUCGGUCUGCCGCUACAAGUGCAAGCCUGGAUACCACGUGGCUGAGAACGCAGCGGGCAAGGCUAAGAAGAAGUUCCUGAAGGUGCAGUGCCUGGAGAGCGGGCAGUGGGAAGAGGGGCACUGCAUCCCUGUGGUGUGCGAGCCUCCCCCUCCUGUCUUCGAGGGCAUGUACAACUGCACCCAGGGCUUCGAGCUGGACAGCCAGUGCGUCCUCAACUGCGAGCCGCAGGGACAACAGGUUCCCAUCGUCUGCACCAAGGAGGGCUUAUGGACAGAGGAGUUCAAACUGUGCGAGAGUUUACGGGGCACGUGCCCACCACCCCCGGAGCUGAAUUUUGUGGAGUACAAGUGCGAACAGGGGCACGGCAUAGGUGCUGUGUGCGUACCUUCCUGUAUCAUACCUCCCAGUGACCCUGUCAUACUGCCCGAAAACAUAACUGCUGAGACGAUGGAUCACCGUCUGCAGCCCACCAGAGUCCAGCAUAUUGUGUGCACGGGCAGGCUGCGGUGGUAUCCAGACCCUUCCGUCAUUCACUGCAUCCAGUCGUGCGAGCCCUUCCAAGCAGACGGCUGGUGUGACACCAUCAACAACCGGGCAUACUGCCAGUAUGACGGGGGUGACUGCUGCUCCUCCACACUGUCCUCCAGGAAGGUGAUCCCGUUUGCUGCUGACUGUGACCAGGACGAAUGCACGUGCCGCGACCCGGCGGCCGAGGAGAACCAGUAG